Doryrhamphus excisus (bluestripe pipefish) is the source of this 1301-nucleotide messenger RNA. RefSeq names its product SKI8 subunit of superkiller complex (gene skic8). The record is from RefSeq and is a predicted model, not a curated record. NCBI's taxonomy places the organism in Eukaryota, Metazoa, Chordata, Actinopteri, Syngnathiformes, Syngnathidae. Gene Ontology annotation, molecular function: protein binding. Gene Ontology annotation, cellular component: Cdc73/Paf1 complex.
UGGCUGGCGACCAGCCUCUCGCCUGAAGUCAGCGGAUUGGCUCCAGCAUACCCAGACUAUCCCAGUGAGGGUUAAGCGGCAUAGAAAAACGUGGAUGUUUCUCCACCCUGCCGGUAGUGGCGACAGACUGGACUCGAAUGGCGCCAACACGCUAAGAAGAAGACGCCAAAGCGGAAGUAGCUCCGAGUGUUGUGAUGGCGCUUCACAUGUAAACCAAGGAAGUCUAGCAGGCACUUCCAUUCACACAGGUUUCGAGGAUUACAAAGGGUACAGUGGUUAAGGUGGCUCUUCAACGAUCAUCACAACCCAAAAAUGAGCAGUCAAUACAACAUUCUUUUUAAGCAAGAACACGCACAUGACGAUGCCAUCUGGACGGCAGCCUGGGGUAAAAGCGAGGCGGAUGGAUCAGAAACGAUCAUUACCGGCUCGCUAGACGACAUGGUCAAAGUGUGGAAGUGGUCAGACGAGAAGCUGGAGCUGCAGUGGACACUGGAGGGCCACCAGCUGGGCAUUGUGUCUGUGGACAUCAGCCAUAACGGCGCCAUUGCCGCUUCCAGCUCCCUCGACGCGCACAUCCGCCUGUGGGACCUGGAGUCUGGGAAACAGAUCAAGUCUAUGGACGCCGGGCCAGUCGAUGCCUGGACGGUGGCCUUCUCCCCGGACUCCAAGUACAUCGCCACUGGAAGCCACCUGGGCAAGGUCAACAUCUUCGGUGUGGAAAGCGGCAAGAAGGAAUACUCUUUGGACACUCGGGGGAAAUUCAUCCUGAGCAUCGCUUAUAGUCCUGAUGGUAAAUAUUUGGCCAGCGGCGCAAUUGACGGGAUCAUCAACAUCUUUGACAUCGCCACCGGGAAGCUCCUCCACACGCUGGAAGGUCACGCCAUGCCCAUCCGGUCGCUCACGUUUUCUCCUGACUCUCAGCUGCUGGUCACGGCGUCUGACGACGGUUACAUCAAGAUUUAUGACGUGCAACACGCUAGUCUGGCAGGGACGCUGAGUGGACACGGAUCCUGGGUGCUCAAUGUGGCCUUCUCCCCGGACAACACACACUUUGUCUCAAGCUCCUCGGACAAGAGCGUGAAGGUUUGGGACGCCAGCUCCAGAGCGUGCAUUAACACGUUUUUUGACCACCAAGACCAGGUGUGGAGUGUCAAGUACAACGGCAAUGGCUCAAAGAUCAUCUCGGCUGGCGAUGACCGCACCAUUCACAUCUAUGACUGUCCCAUGUGACCCGGGACAAACCACUUGUUUUGAACGAUUUUGCGCUGGCUUAUGGUAUUACAAUAAAAUGUGUUUUUUUU